AUGACCAAGUUUCCUGAAAUUCAAGGAGGAGGUUCAUUGAUCUUGGCCUGGCAGAUCAAAAAUAAGAAUGUCUUAGUGGUUGGAGGUGGCGAGGUCGCCGCAGGACGGAUCGUACAUGUUCUCAACGCCGACGCCAUAGUAACUAUCGUCUGUCCAGCUAGUGGACUGAACGAAGAAGUAGCCUACCGAGUCGCCGAGAAGCAAGUCACUCACAUUAACCGCAAUUUCGAACCAUGCGACCUCGACAAUGCGGAUAUGGUGCUCUGCGCCAUUGACGACCCGGAGGCAUCAUCACAAGUCUGGAAGCUCUGCAAAGAGCGGCGCAUUGCUGCGAAUAUCGCAGAUGUGCCACCCGAGUGCGACUUCUAUUUCGGAAGUGUGCACCGCGAUGGUCCGCUGCAGAUUAUGGUCAGCACUAAUGGCAAUGGGCCGAAGCUGGCCAGUAUCGUACGAAAGAAGAUUGCUGAAACUCUUCCGAGUAAUAUGGGUGCUGCGAUUGUGAAUGUGGGAAAACUACGGAAGAAGCUGCGUGAAGUAGCUCCCAAGGUGGAAGAAGGCCCGAAGAGAAUGAAAUGGAUGUCUGUUGUGUGUGAGCAAUGGAGCUUGGAUGACCUUGUGGAAAUGACCGAACAAGAUAUGAACGGGUUACUGGCUCAUUACCAACCAGCGGACGUUCCAUCGCUUUUAGAAGUACGAACGGAGCUUCUACAAGUGAAGAACUAA
Penicillium taxi is the source of this 723-nucleotide messenger RNA. Its product is annotated as bifunctional precorrin-2 dehydrogenase/sirohydrochlorin ferrochelatase MET8. The record is from RefSeq and is a predicted model, not a curated record. Gene Ontology annotation, biological process: siroheme biosynthetic process. Bases 1 to 723 code for a protein of 240 amino acids. Gene Ontology annotation, molecular function: protoporphyrin ferrochelatase activity; precorrin-2 dehydrogenase activity. Lineage: Eukaryota; Fungi; Ascomycota; Eurotiomycetes; Eurotiales; Aspergillaceae. The transcript is spliced from 3 exons.